GCGUUGGCGGGGGCGGAUCGUAGGUGGGUGUCUUGGUGGGGGCGAGGGCGCAGGGCUCUGGCGGACGGGGCGCGGCGCCGCGGAGGAGUCAGGCGUCAGUACCCCCGUGAGAGUGGCGCAGUGAGGAAGCAAGCACCGCAGCAUCAGCACCAUGCCGGCCCGCAACAAGGACCAGGAGAAGGAGGUCCUGGACUGGAUCGAGGCGGUGACGGGCGAGAAGCUGCCCGCCGCGCCCUACGAGGACGUGCUGAAGGACGGCGUCGUCCUAUGUAACCUCAUCAACAAGAUCGCACCCGACUCCGUCAAGAAGAUCCAGACCAAAGGCACCAACUUCCAGCUCAUGGAGAACAUACAGAGGUUCCAGGCGGCUAUCCGCAAGUACGGCGUCCCUGACGAGGAGAUCUUCCAGACCGCCGACCUGUUUGAGCGAAGGAACAUUCCCCAGGUCACCCUGUGCCUGUACUCGCUAGGCAGAAUUACCCAGAAGCACCCCGAGUACACCGGUCCCCGCCUCGGCCCCAAGAUGGCUGACGAGAACAAGCGCGAGUUCACCGAGGAACAGCUGCGCGCGCACGAGGGCCAGCUGAACCUGCAGAUGGGCUACAACAAGGGAGCUUCCCAGUCCGGCCACGGCGGCUUCGGCAACACCCGGCACAUGUGAACCGACCUCCUCAACCCCGCCUCGCCCUGCCUCACCCCGCCCGCGCCACCCCCCGCGCCCGCAUAUAGAGUUUAUCUUUUGUACAAUUGUAUACUGUUGUGUUUUACGUUGCGGAUCUUUCUUGAAUGCUGUGUAUUAAAAUGUUGUCACACUUUUCUGUA
Messenger RNA from Frankliniella occidentalis (western flower thrips), 822 nucleotides. RefSeq names its product myophilin. Gene Ontology annotation, biological process: actomyosin structure organization. The record is from RefSeq and is a predicted model, not a curated record. The coding region runs from base 152 to 661 and encodes 169 amino acids. Gene Ontology annotation, molecular function: actin binding. The transcript is spliced from 4 exons. Lineage: Eukaryota; Metazoa; Arthropoda; Insecta; Thysanoptera; Thripidae.